UCACUAUAAACAAAUGAAUCUGACAGCUAGGGCUCACUUGGAUGGGGGCUCCUUCAUUUGCUGAGGAAUGCACUACCGAUCCCUUUGUUUAAGAUGAAGACUCGAGAGAGGAAUUCAAAAAAAUAUGCAUGGAGGACUUUUAAUGAUAUUUUUCCUGCCAGAUGAGAAACUGAUUUGAAGCAAUGUUUUCUCCCCCACAUUCGGUUCAUGAAAUAGAAUCUGUUCAGCCAAUGGCAGUAGAGCUCUCAUCGAACUGUGAGUGCCCGAACUGUUUGGGAUGUAGUCAGGGUGAGUCUGACUGGAAUUCCCCUCUCGUAAAGCGAGAGGAUGAUGCAUCACUCUCCGGAUCAAGUAAGAAAUCCUCACUCUCUCCCAUCAUGAAACGAUUUCUGUCCCAGUCUUGUUCCAACGGCCUGAAGAAUGACAACAAGGAAGACCCUGUGCUUCUCCCUUCAGAGGAGGAAAGUUCUGUGGGCUUCUCUCAAAGGCAAAAUCUCAGCGAGACCUCAAAGAAGAUCAAACGGAAAAUCAAACCGUCGAGAGAGCUGACUAUCCAAGAAGUACUGAAGAAGUUUGGAGCCCGUGGGAAGUUUCUGUCAUACUCCAGGUCCUUGGGACACUCUAAAGACCACGUGGUUGUGGCCUUCAGACGAGCUCUGUACUAUUCUGGAAUCUGGGUAAAACAUGUCCAAGGCUCUAAAUUGGAAAAUCACUUUUCAGCGAAGUAUUUCAAAAGAAAUCCCGGUAGCCUCCACCGGUUGAUCCCUUGGCUAAAACGGGAACUCACCGCUGUUUAUGGAGACUAUGGCUACACAGUGAAGAAUAUUCUAGCUGCCAUUCUCCAUCACAUGACCAAAUUUGACCUGGAGAGUGAAUCUUUCACUGACCUACUGGAGCCUUAUCUCCUCCAGCAUACCCGCCACUUUCUACAUGAGUUCCUCAGUUUUGUUUAUUCGUCUUACGACGUGGAGACCUAUGACCGGAGUGCCAUCUACCAGUGUCCCCUUUCCACGUGGGUGAAAAACAAGAGCUUCUUUUCUACUCCAGUCUUGUCUUUGCCUGACGAUCUCUCCCUCGUGAUAUCUCAGCAAGGAACAAAGCAGUCAAGGAACACCCAGGUUCAGUGGAACAAGACUGGAAAGGGGCCUCUCUCGGACUUGAAGCAGUUCCCAAACGGCAAUCUUGCCGUACAAAUUCCUCCAACCUCAAUGACCCAUCAGAAAACAGCAAGCAAAUUCCAUGCUUGGACCAAAGACGAAUGGGAACAUGAUUUCAAGGAUGUGGUUUGUACAACCAAUUUGUUACUGGACUGGGAUCAUCUCAGGGAAAGCGUCCCAGGCACAGAUGUUCAAGAGAAAAAGACAGAAAACUCAAAGCUGCUCCCCGACCAUGUCGAGGACCUGCAGAAGAGUGGAACCGCUUCCCACGCCUGGGGAGCAGCAGUGGAUUCUAAUCAAGUACCACCAAGAAAGCACAAUGUAAAGGAAACAAACGUUUUGAGUCCUGGCCAACAGGUACAUUAUCGGAAAAAAGAAAUAAAAAAAAAGAAAAAGAAGCUUGAAGGAUCUUCACCGAAGGCUUUUCAAAGAUUAUCUAGGGAAAGAACCCAGACAAACAGCAAAUCCAGAGAAGCUGAUCUUUCUAAGCUUUGUAUCUCUGGAAAUGUCCCCUUUCCUACUAGAAAGGAUACAAUGCCGGUUUCUUUGACAAAACAGAAGAGAAAGUGCAGCCAGUCUUCUCAGUCUGUAGAAGUUGGGUCACGCCACAGUAUAAGAACCCAGAUACCAUCCAGUUCCAGGACACCCAUAUCCAAAUCCCGGUGUGUCGGGCCCAGAAAGCAAUCCAUAAGCAGAGAUCAGAGUAAUCUCUCUUUGCGGGGAAGUUAUAAAAGCAAAUGCUUCACCCAAAAUAUACAUGGUGGACCAUCAAAAGGAAAUUUGCAUGACUGCAGGAUUGCAUCUUUGACCCCAGUCCACCCGGACAAGAUUUGUUUAACUGCUGAGAGGAGACAGAGCUACACAUCUCUAGGUAACUGUGAUUCUCAAACUGUAGGAGAGUAUGGCAGUCUCGCAGGCCCACAGACUGAGAAGUAUGUGUCCCCAAGUCGGCAGCAGCAGAAGGGAAAGAACCUACUCGGUAGAGCUAGAAAAAUCGGGACACUUGGGCCCCCAAAAUCCAAAUGCCAGUGUGAGGGUUCUCAAACUGCUGCAGAGUUCUGUGUUUAAUUGGGGCAUCUCAAUGAUCAAAGACCAAUGAAUUGUCAUUCUGAAUGUGCGGCUUCCUGCAGAAAUUGAAGACUUCAGAAGUAUUCAGCCAAGAAUGGAUCCAAAAUAGAUAGCAACAGAAGCAUAGAGAUAUCAAUUGUUUUGAAAGGCAAAUUAGUCUAAUUAGACAGGCACCAGGGCUCUUUGCAAGUAUGGAUAUAGUCUGAGAUAUAUAAAAAUAUUAAUUUUAGCAUGUUGUAACUAGAACAAAAUAUCUGAUAGUUAAAUUCAAAUCUUAUUGAACACAAAUAUAUAUUAAAUUAUUCAUGUAUAUAAAUAA
Myodes glareolus (Bank vole) is the source of this 2544-nucleotide messenger RNA. RefSeq lists its product as uncharacterized. The record is from RefSeq and is a predicted model, not a curated record. NCBI's taxonomy places the organism in Eukaryota, Metazoa, Chordata, Mammalia, Rodentia, Cricetidae. Gene Ontology annotation, molecular function: ubiquitin protein ligase activity. Gene Ontology annotation, biological process: protein polyubiquitination; protein monoubiquitination.